AUGGCAACUCUAGAGACACUCCUUCAGACAUCCACGACGUUUGAGGAAGAUGAGCGUCAACAUGGACAUGCGAAGACAAUCGACCAGCCUCGGCGACUUGCCGCCAGAGCUUAUCCUCCUCAUCUCGAAACUGAGCUGCUCCGACCGCACAAGAAGCAGGCUGGGCCGGACCUGUCGUGUCCUCUACAACCUUGUGAAUCCCGAACUCUACCGCCACGCAGCAACAAAGUGUUUGACUGGGCAGCCGGAAAAGGCGACGAGCCUGCCCUCCAUCGUGCCCUUAGCUACCACACCCCGUUCCGCAAGACCAAACCCAUGUUCACGGCCAUCGAGCACGCCCAAUAUCCCAUCGUCCAAAUUCUUCUAGCAACGCCUGGCGUCAACAUAGAAGCAAGGAACCACCAGGGAUUUACAGCUCUGGAAGUCGCAGUUCGCAGUGGCCGCGGCUCCAUUGUGAAGUUGCUCCUUGAUGCAGGCGCUAACACUGAGCCUAAUACGAUGUUUGCUCGCUAUGAAGGCUACCUAGCGCGCAUAGCUGCCCGAGAACGCUUCUCCGAUGUCCUGAAACACCUGAUUGACAGCGGCCGCGUGGACCUCAAACCUCAGCCCCGAGUUUCUGGUCGACAGCUCUCACUUCCGCGGUUGACACAGAGUCUGAGGGGGAUGCUGAGCAUCUCGUCAGAGCCGGAGUAG
Molecule: messenger RNA, 693 nt
Organism: Aspergillus mulundensis
Lineage: Eukaryota; Fungi; Ascomycota; Eurotiomycetes; Eurotiales; Aspergillaceae
Product: ankyrin repeat domain-containing protein
Exons: 1
Coding region: 1-693 (230 amino acids)
Molecular function (GO): protein binding
Source: RefSeq, a predicted model, not a curated record